Molecule: messenger RNA, 3251 nt
Organism: Eurypyga helias (sunbittern)
Lineage: Eukaryota; Metazoa; Chordata; Aves; Eurypygiformes; Eurypygidae
Gene: ARHGEF18
Product: Rho/Rac guanine nucleotide exchange factor (GEF) 18
Exons: 21
Biological process (GO): small GTPase-mediated signal transduction
Molecular function (GO): guanyl-nucleotide exchange factor activity
Source: RefSeq, a predicted model, not a curated record
AUUGUGCAGUGAACGUCCACAAGAACUGCAAGAGCUUAUUGGCUGAAUGCAGCAGCUCCAGACCCAAGCCGAAAGAUUUGCAGCACAGACCUUCUGGAUCUCCACAAAGUUCGCCCCAGUGCAUUUCCCCAGCCGCUUCUUUGAAGGAGCAGCCCCGAAGUCUUCUCCUGGGACCGGAUGGCACCCCAGUACUGUCACGGAACCUCGGUAUGACUAUCGCCCAAAGAGGAAAUUCUCAGUCUUCAUUGAAUACUGCUGGAGCUGUCAAAUUUGGACUAAUUUCAGGAGACAUGGAUGAAGGGGAUUCAGGCUUUAUAAAAUUCAAGCAGACUUCAGAUGAUGUUGUCUCGCUUGCAUCUUCAACAGCAGACUCCAUUUUUCUGGAAGACGCAUAUUCUGUAUCCCUCCGGAGUGAAAUAGAAACAGAUGCUCACGAGUUUGAAGCAGAGUCUUGGAGUGUUGCAGUGGAACAGCCUUAUGCAAAAAGGCAAAAGAAAGAUGUUAUAAAAAGGCAAGAUGUCAUUUAUGAGCUAAUGCAGACUGAAAUGCACCAUGUUAGGACACUGAAAAUAAUGCUGAAGGUGUACUCCAAAGCCAUGAGGGAGGAACUGCAGUUCCCAAAUGCAGUCAUCAACAAGCUCUUCCCCUGUGUGGACGAGCUGCUGGAGAUACAUGGGCAAUUUCUACUCCAGUUAAAGGAGCGACGAAAGGAAUCCUUGGAGGAAGGCAGUGACCGAAAUUAUAUAAUCCAGAACAUUGGAGACCUCUUGGUAAAACAGUUUUCAGGUGAAAAUGGGGAGAGAAUGAAAGAAAAAUACGGUGUGUUCUGCUGUGGACACAAUGAGGCUGUUAGUCACUAUAAAGACCUGCUCCAAAGCAAUAAGAAGUUCCAAAACUUAAUAAAGAAAAUCGGCAACUGUUCCAUCGUGAGGAGGCUUGGUGUUCAGGAGUGUAUCCUUCUGGUUACACAGCGCAUCACCAAAUACCCGGUCUUGGUGGAACGUAUUAUUCAGAAUACAGAAGCUGGAACUAGAGAUUAUGAAGAGCUGACCCAGGCCCUUAGUUUAAUUAAGGACACAAUCACUCACGUAGAUGCCAUGGUAAAUGAGUGCGAGAAGGGGCAGCGCCUUAAAGAGAUUAUGCAUAAAAUGGAGCUAAAAUCAUCGGGGAAAUGCAAGAAUGGCCUUUUUUUCCGGAAGGAUGACAUGGGACAGAGGCGGCUUCUGCUGGAUGGGAUGCUGUACUGGAAAGCUGCCUCAGGGCGACUCAAAGAUAUUCUGGCAGUCCUGUUAACUGAUGUACUGUUGCUCUUACAAGAAAAGGACCAAAAAUACACGUUUGCAUCAGUGGACUCUAAACCACCAGUCAUCUCGUUGCAAAAGCUGAUUGUAAGAGAGGUAGCUAACGAGGAAAAAGCCAUGUUCUUAAUUAGCGCUUCCUUAAAAGGCCCAGAAAUGUAUGAAAUUCACACAAGCUCGAAGGAGGAGAGGAAUUCCUGGAUGGCGCACAUCCGCAGAGCUGUAGAAAGCUGUCCUGAUGAAGAAGGAGAAACAUUUAAUGAACCUGAAGCAGAGAGGAGGCUGGCGGAAGCACGAGCUGCUAAGUUAAAAGAUUUUCAAGAGCGUUUGAACAUGAAAGAUGACCUGAUUAUGCAAAGUCUGACUGAGAAGCAACAGAUUUAUCUAGAAAUGUCUGAAAUGAAUGGCUUCGAAGACCAUUCCCAAGGAUCCCGAUCUAGGCUACUUCUUCGAGGGGAUAUCUCAGAGAAUCUGCAAGGAGAGGCUAUUUUGAAGUCCGCAGUGACAGAAGCUGAAAACCUCCAGAACCUGAUCUUCACUCACUUAGGCAAUGGAUCUUGUCAGCCUGAGGAUGGCUCUGGGUCGGGACUCCCCAGGAGAGCGGAGACCUUUGGAGGAUAUGACAGUAGUUCCUCACUUUCAAAUAAAAGUGGUAGUUUUAGGAACAACAGUGGUGGUGACCAGAGACAGUGGGACUGGAGAGGCUCUGCAGUGAGUUCAGAUGUACAACUCCAUGACCUCCCUCCUGAUGCAGAUGAAGGAUCUCAAACCAGCGAUGUAACAAGGCUGGAUGACUGCAGUGGUUUUCAGCCCAAUGUGGAGUCUCAGCUUGUCCAGAGGAUACAGACGCUGUUACAGUUGCUCUUCAGUCUUCAGGCAGCGAUAUGUCAGCAGGACACCUACAUUGAGAUGCAACGAGCCACCACGGUAGACCGGGAGAAGCAAUACCGGCUGCAGACUACACGAGGCAACCUGCUGCUGGAGCAGGAGAAACAGCGGAACUUCGAGAAACAGAGAGAAGAACUGAUGAAUGUGCAGAAACUUCAGAACCAGCUGAAGCUGGACCAGCAACGCCUGGAACGGGAAAGGAGCCGGCAGCAGAGGGAGUUUGAAAGCACAGAAGCUCGGCUGCAGGAGCGUGAAGAGGAGACUCGGCAGCUGAGAGAGAAGUUGAAUCAGGAGAGGGAGGAACUCGAGAGGCAGCGAGAGGCGUAUCAGCAUGACCUGGAGAGACUGCGGGAAGCUCAGAGAGCGGUCGAGAAGGAGAGGGAGCGUCUGGAUCAGCUAAGGAAGCUAAAGAAGCAGAACACGGUGUCAGGCACGUUCUCCCCAGAAAUGGGGCAGAACCAGCUAAGUCAUUCUGUUAGCUUCAAUGGAGAAGGGUUGGAACCUUCGCUACCCGCCUUGAAAACCUCUGUGAGAGUGAGCGUCGCCGGGAUGGAUUACCUGGAACGGCCAGACUUGGUUCGUAGGGACAGUACCACCCUGGAGAAUCGUCCGGUUCUUGCGCUGAAGAACGAAGUGCCGAUACAUCUCCUGAGCGCAACUAAUCAGAUACAGAAACCAGCUGCCGUCCAGCAGCAGAUUCCUACGAAGCUGGCCACUUUUACAAAAGGAAGCAAAGAGAAAGGUGGGAAGAACAAAGCAUCUCAUAGGACAGACAGUUCAGCAUCUGUUGAUCAGAAGCAGCUGCUUCCCCCCAAGCUUGUUUCACGAGAGGAAGGUGUCCUGAGAGGCAGACGAUCAGCAAGUCCAGUCCUCCCAAGCAGCCAGACCGCUGCGUUCCAGCCAGAGUUGUAUGGCCCUGCCGAUGCUCAGCCGGAAGCGCUCUCAUCUGCCUCAGCGAACAUAUUCAAGCCCAGUAAUGCUCACGUUCAGACCCUGGUUACCUCUCAGCCGAGUCUGUUAAAUGUGCAGGAUGAUACCAGCAAAGAAGAUGUCAUUUUCUUCUAA